This is a messenger RNA of Pecten maximus, 2912 nucleotides long. RefSeq names its product serine/arginine repetitive matrix protein 1-like. The transcript has a single exon. Lineage: Eukaryota; Metazoa; Mollusca; Bivalvia; Pectinida; Pectinidae. The record is from RefSeq and is a predicted model, not a curated record. The coding region runs from base 122 to 1588 and encodes 488 amino acids.
UCCGAAUCAAGAGAAAGGAAGAAAUCUGUCGAAAAUAAUAGGCGGAGAUCACAUAGUAGGACACGAAGGCCAAAAUCAAGAUCCAGAUCAGGAUCGAGAAAUAGGAACGUUAUCAUCCAUAAUGUCAGAGAUAGGUCGAGAAGCCGGACUAGAUCCCCUAGAAGGCGAUCACCGUCACGGUCAAGGUCAAGAUCAAGAUCAAGGUCAAGAUCUAGGCGACGAAAGUCCAGAUCGAGAUCGCGAGACGUACAUGUCGUCAUGGCACAGAGCCAUUCGAGAGGUAGAAAAAGUCGGUCUCGAUCACCUGACAGACACAGGAGUCACUCUAGAGGGUCGUUCUAAAAAGAGACAAAAUUACAAAAGUCUGUCAAGGUCACGAUCACGAAAGAGGUCGCAUUCACGAUCAAAAGUAGUGGUAGUUGCUGCACCAACGGAACGAUCAAGGCCGAGAUCUCGAUCAAGGUCUCGUAAACGUAGAUCAAAGAGCAGGUCUAGGUCUAAGAGCAGGCAUCACAAAUCUCAUUCAAGACAACGUAGGAAGUCUCAGUCACGUUCAAGAUCAAGGUCUCGGAGUUUGAGCGUUACGGUGGUGGCAGGUUCGUCAAGAAGAAAUCGAUCUCGUUCGAGGACGCCAGAGAAAAAACGAAGAAAGAGCCCAACACCGACCCGAUCUAGUAGACGAUCUAGUCCGAAGAAAAGUAGAUCUCGAACUCCAGAAAGACAUUCCAAAAAAUCAAGUAGGCGGUCAAGCCCAAAGAAGAGUAGAUCUCCAACUCCAGAUCGACAUUCAAAGAAAUCGAGUAGAAGAUCGAGCCCAAGGAAAACCAGAUCUCCAACUCCCGAACGACAUUCUAAAAAGUCGAGCAGAAGAUCAAGUCCAAAGAGAAGUCGAUCUCCAUCACCUGAACGAAAGUCAUCGAAACCUCCUCCAGCUGCACAGCCAAAUAAAAGACGGUCGCCAGAUAUAGCAGUGUCAGUAGCAACGGCAGCUGCUGCAUCUGCUAACAAUCGGUCGCCUGAACGAGAAUCAAGAAAAUCAAGCAGGAGGUCAAGUCCCAAAAAGAGAUCGCCAUCACCAGCGGAUUCUCCAGAUCCCAGACGCUCGUCUCCGAAAAAAAGUCCAAAAAAGAGUAAAACGCCAGAACGUUCUGCAGCACCACCGGCAGCGAAGCCUGAUAAAGCCGGUUCUCCUCUUGGUCCGGUGAAAGCGGCUGUUGCUGCUGCUGCAGAAGCGGCACCUUCUCAGUCCCGCCCUCCAUCAAAACGUCCACCAUCGGACAAAACGAACGAGGAAUUACCAGAAUCUUUAUCAGGGAAAUCCCCAAGCGAUGUAGGUUCACCUCCUCCUGCGACAAAUAUGCGACAGACCCCCAAACCAAAGAAAGAGAAAGCACCACCUAAAAAAUCCAAAGAUAAGGAGGACAUGGAAAAUAUGAUUGCACAGCUUGACAAAUUAACGGACUUUAACCUUAAAAACCUCGCUGGGAACGGUGGAGAUGAGGCGGAACCGGAAGUAGACAAGAAAUAUCUUGACAAGAUGAACGACCCAGACUUUCAGAAAAAUCUUAACGCCUUUCUAUCAUCGUAAGUUAAUGAGAUAGUGUGUUAUCUUAUGAUAAGAGUGUGACGAUCUUGGACGUAGUAAUUAUAUUGGCGAAGCUUCAGUGUUACAGAUAUUCGACUCCGCUAGCAACGCUAAAUGGUGAACAAUGAAAUGCCCUUAGUAUCUUGCAAAUCAUGCACUAGUUGUCGAUUACUGAGCGUAUCAAUAUGCAGAGGUGGGUUGAGGAUGAUUAAUUUUUUGUUCUAUAACUACAGCGGGCUCCCGCUGUUGUGAGGCAUUAGGACAUUUACGUUCUAGAUUAGAACGCUGACGUCACGUCGCUGUGAUUAUAUGGAAAUAUAUAUAGAGAAAGUAAUUGACAAGGCGUUACAUUGGAUUGUCAAUUACUAUUUUGUGAUAUACAUUACUUGCAUUCUGUCACAUUGAUAUAUAUGAUUUUCGCUGCAAUGUCAAAAACAUUUAAAUUUUGUAUAUGUGUGAAUGGAACAAGUAUCUAAAGAAUGUGAUGAUAAUCGUGAUGAUGCUAGGAAAGUUGCGUCAAAAUUCUACUUUGUCUUUUUUAUAUGAAACAUUUUUUGUUUCUCUAAUUUGUUCUGUAAUAGGUCAUAAAUGUUGGUGAAUAUUACAGACUAGGUUAGACAUUAUAGAUUUUGGUUAGAGAUUGUGUCGUGAUAAGUCUAUAAUUAUAUAAAUAUCACCAGUGUAUUUAUAAAAAACACUAGUGGAUAAUUUAUUACUAGCUGUGAAUAAAUAUGUCUAAUAUUCGUAUAAAUAUUCCCUACUGGCCCCAGUUCAUCACCGUUCCUUAUCCUUAGUAAAAAUUCCUUAACUUAAAAGUUUCCAUAGGAAAACAUUGAAUCUAAGAGGAAAAUCUUAGUAACGGAACUUUUCUUGAUUCUGUAAUGCACUCCUAUGGAAAUAUAACUUAAGUAAUGUUCUAAACUUGGAAAUAUCGAUAAAACUGGUGCAAGAUCAGAUUUCUAGUCUAGACUAGGUUAUAGUGUCACAAAAUCGUAGUAUUACAACGAUGACGUCAUGAUGGCGGUCAUGUCCUGUGAUAUGUAUCUAGCUGAUUGGAAUUAGUAACAUGUGUUAUUUAUUGGUGACCUUGUAUGUAAACUUGUAUGUGAUGUACUCGUUUGAUGAAUCCUGCUAACAUAAUAUAACAUUGUUCAGUAGUAUGUACGGAAUGUAUUAUUUUGUGUAGAUGUAGUUUGUAUUAGUACGUUGUUUUGAAAUAGAAAAAAAAAACAAAUUUGUGUGCAAUUUAAUGAGUAAUCUCAAAUGUAUUUAAAUACUGUAAUAUAUAUUUAUUUCUAUAAGAUAAACUUGAGUGGUACGUUUGACA